Molecule: messenger RNA, 624 nt
Organism: Arabidopsis arenosa
Lineage: Eukaryota; Viridiplantae; Streptophyta; Magnoliopsida; Brassicales; Brassicaceae
Source: the annotation of a GenBank genome assembly
CCCAAAAUAUCCUUUUAACAGAAUCUUCUUUUUUUCUGAAAAUAUCUAAAGAAAAUGAGAUUGAAUUUUAGAGAUAAAUCCUGGAUUUUUCUGGUGAUUAUUUGUUGUUUAUCAUUGGUUUGUAUAGUAAAAGCAUCAGUCUCUUAUGAUCGUAAAGCUGUGAUCAUCAAUGGACAAAGAAGAAUCCUUCUCUCUGGUUCCAUUCACUAUCCACGAAGCACCCCUGAGAUGUGGCCUGGCCUAAUACAGAAAGCCAAAGAAGGAGGCUUGGAUGUUAUUGAGACUUACGUUUUUUGGAAUGGCCAUGAACCUUCUCCUGGACAAUAUUAUUUUGGAGACAGGUAUGAUUUGGUUAAGUUCAUCAAGUUGGUGCACCAAGCUGGUCUCUAUGUUAAUCUCAGGAUUGGCCCUUAUGUUUGUGCUGAAUGGAACUUUGGGGGAUUUCCGGUUUGGCUCAAAUUUGUUCCCGGUAUGGCUUUUAGGACGGAUAAUGAACCUUUCAAGGCUGCAAUGAAGAAAUUCACUGAAAAGAUUGUAUGGAUGAUGAAAGCAGAAAAGUUGUUUUCAAACGCAAGGAGGACCCAUCAUUCUUGCACAGAUUGAGAAUGAAUAUGGACCAGUGGA